AUGUUGGGAGAAAGGGUAAAAGAUAUAAACGUCUGGUAUAGCUGCGAGGGAAGGUGGGUAAAGAAGCGAGGGAAGAGCCCUCCGGUUGGCGCCUUAUCCUCUGGGGGCCACGGAGCUGGCACUGUUAUGGCUUGUGUGAAGGAAGAGAAUAUCAACCAAGAAUUAAAAGAGAAUGAAACAGAGCACACCAAACAGCUUUCUGAUCCCGACAAAUCUUUAAAGGAUGAGAUUUCACCAAGAAGAAAUGACUUCAUUUCUGUACCAAGUAUUCAACCUUUGGAUGCUAUUUCAGAUUCAGACAGUGAAAACUCUUUCCAGGAAUCCAAACUAGAAAGCCUGAAAGACCUGGAGGAGGAAGAGGAUGAGGAAGUAAGGAGAUAUAUUAUGGAGAAAAUUAUACAAGCUAAUAAGCUUCUACAAAAUCAAGAACCUGUGGAUGAUACAAGGGAGCGAAAACUUAAGUUCAAGGACAAAUUAGUUGAUCUGGAAGUUCCUCCACUAGAAGACACUUAUAAAAAUUAUUUUGAAAAUGAAAGUAAUAUGUCUGGGAAACUAUCACAGUUACGUAUUUCCAGUGAAUUUGCACAAGAAAAUGUGCUCCUGUCACUUACUGAUGGAAGCUGUGAAGAAAAUAAGGAUAGGAAGAUACUGAUGGAGAGAGAUGGAAAGUUUGAACUUCUGAAUUUACAAGACAUUGAGAGUCAGGGAUUUUUACCCCCCAUUAACAAUGCUAAUAGUACAGAAAAUGAACAGUUGUCACCCAGGUUUUCCAACUCAUCUGUCAAUGGUGUCAAGAAAGAAGAUUCUGCAGCAAAAAUUCAUAAUCCCAUAGGCAGGGCCUUUAGAAGUAGUUUUGGUUUAUCAAAAGUAAGCAAAGCUUGUUUUUCUAAUCAGCAGGAAAACAGAGAUCCACAACAAGCUUUUCGAUUAUGGCUUAAAAAAAAGCAUGAAGAACAGAUGAAAGAAAGAAAGACAGAAGAACUAAGAAAGCAAGAGGAAUGCUUAUUCUUCCUUAAAGGAACAGAAGGCCGUGAAAGGGCCUUUAAACAAUGGCUAAGAAAGAAACGGAUAGAGAAAAUCGCAGAGCAACAAGUUGCCAAAGAGAGAACUAGACAGCUUCGACUAGAAGCUAAGCGUUCCAAACAGUUACAGAACCACAUAUAUAUCUCAGAAGCGAAAUCUUUUCGUUUUACUGAUCAUUACUGA
Messenger RNA from Propithecus coquereli (Coquerel's sifaka), 1206 nucleotides. It is a transcript of the gene CCDC181, whose product is annotated as coiled-coil domain containing 181. The transcript has 4 exons. The record is from RefSeq and is a predicted model, not a curated record. Lineage: Eukaryota; Metazoa; Chordata; Mammalia; Primates; Indriidae. The coding region runs from base 1 to 1206 and encodes 401 amino acids. Gene Ontology annotation, molecular function: microtubule binding.